Molecule: messenger RNA, 767 nt
Organism: Caretta caretta (loggerhead turtle)
Lineage: Eukaryota; Metazoa; Chordata; Testudines; Cheloniidae
Gene: TRMT112
Product: tRNA methyltransferase activator subunit 11-2
Biological process (GO): rRNA (guanine-N7)-methylation; tRNA methylation; peptidyl-glutamine methylation
Molecular function (GO): protein heterodimerization activity
Source: RefSeq, a predicted model, not a curated record
UCCCACCGCUUCCGCAGGUGGGCUGUGACACCGGGAGCGGCGCGAGGAUGAAGCUGCUGACGCACAACAUGCUGACCUCGCAUGUGCGGGGGGGUGCGGCCCGGGGGGGUUUCCCCCUCCGUAUCCAGGCCACCGAGGUGAAAGUGAAUAACGUGGAUUUCAACCAGGAGUUCGUGGCGCGGAUGAUCCCCAAGGUGGAGUGGGGGGCCCUGGUGGAGGCUGCGGAGAGCCUGGGCCAUCUGUCGGACCUGCCCCACCAGCUGCCCCCUGAGUACGAGAACAAUGAGGACUUCCUGAGGAAGGUGCAUCACGUGCUGCUGGAGGUGGAGGUGAUGGAGGGGAUCCUGAAGUGCCCUGAUUCUGGCCGGGAGUUCCCUAUCACCAAGGGCAUCCCCAACAUGCUGUUGAGCGAGGAGGAGACGUGAAGGGCCAGGAUGGCCAAGCUGGGAAGGUUGGGGUGGGGGAGGGAGUCCCUAAGGGUGUGGCGGGGGAGGGAGGGUUCUACAGGGAGUAGAAGACAUUCGGUGCUCCUUUGGUUUGCGUAUAAAUAAACCGGUGAGGUGGAGCCUAGCAUGGGGCGUGUCAUCCAUUACCUGUUCCCCCUCACCUGCUUGUGCCCCUCAAUCACAACCUGCAGCACUCUGCCAUCCUAGCCCUUGGCUACCCCCAACCACACUUGUGCUGGUGCCCUUCUAUUCUAAUCCAGUCCCCAUCCCUAGUUAGCCCUUGGUCUAUCCGAACACUGGCCUGCCACACCUUGCACCGUA